AAGGUCUAUAGUUGUCUAAAUCUACCACUACCUUACGAUCAGCAGCUUCGAGGCGUGCGGCUGAAGAACAUGUUCCGCAUGAAAAACUUCAGCGUCCGCACUGUCGAAAUCUCUGAGAUUCGCACCACCUUCGCUAACGGCAUGGUGAUGCUGCAGUAA
Phytophthora sojae is the source of this 159-nucleotide messenger RNA. RefSeq lists its product as hypothetical. The annotation marks the transcript as partial. The transcript has a single exon. The record is from RefSeq and is a predicted model, not a curated record. NCBI's taxonomy places the organism in Eukaryota, Oomycota, Peronosporomycetes, Peronosporales, Peronosporaceae.